GAAUUCCGUCACCGCUUUCACGUGCUCGCACACCGCAUCUUUUUCGAAUCGGUUUCCUUCCGCAACUGCUCACUUAUAUGCUCUCACUGGCGAAUCCUCCAUCCAAAUAAGGGGAAAAGGAAGAAGGUAGCGGAUAUGGGCGUCGUGAAGGACGUGAAGUCGAAGUCCGAGCUGGACUCCGCUCUUUCCGGAGGCGCGCCGGCAGCCAUCCACUUCUGGGCGUCAUGGUGCGAGCCGUCAAAGCAGAUGGAUCAAGUUUUCUCCCACCUUUGCACCGACUUCCCUCACGUUCUCUUCUUGCGGGUUGAGGCAGAAGAACAACCGGAAAUUUCAGAUGCUUAUGCAGUGUCAGCUGUGCCAUACUUUGUCUUCUGCAAGGAUGGAAAAACUUCUGAUACACUGGAGGGUGCAAAUCCAUCUGUUCUGGCUAAUAAAGUUGCAAAAAUUGCUGGAACUAUUGAUAAUGUAGAAACAGCUGCACCUGCAAGUCUUGGGAUGGCUGCUGGUCCUACUGUUCUUGAAACAGUUAAAGAUCUGGCAAAGCAAAAUGGAUCUUCAAAAACUAAAACGACAAACGCUAUCCCCAUGGAUAAUUUGACGAGAUUACAGCAGCUUGUUGAUUCUCACCCUGUUUUCCUCUUUAUGAAAGGGACUCCCGAGCAACCUAAGUGCAAGUUUAGCCGGAAGGUAGUUGAAAUUUUGAAGAAUGAAGGGGUUGAAUUUGAAACUUUUGAUGUUCUAAUAGAUGAUGAUGUUCGUGAGGGUAUGAAGAAGUUCUCCAAUUGGCCAACUUUCCCUCAACUCUACUGCAAGGGUGAACUUCUUGGUGGGUGUGAUAUUGUAGUUGCCAUGCAUGAAAGUGGAGAAUUGAUGGAGGUGUUCAGAGAUCAUGGAAUUCCUUUUAUUUCAAAGCAGAACGUGCCAUCUCCUGGAGCUCAAGGAUCUGGGAAAGGUGGGGUAGCUGGCUCCACAACUCUCAGUGCUGAAUUAGCAUCUCGACUGGGAACCCUCAUAAACUCAAGUUCUGUUGUGCUGUUCAUGAAAGGGAAACCUGAAGAGCCUAAGUGUGGUUUUAGCAGCAAGGUUGUUGAUUUACUCAAGCAGGAGAAGGUUGAGUUUCAGAGCUUCGAUGUGCUUUCUGAUGAUGAAGUUAGGCAGGGUCUGAAAACCUUUUCCAACUGGUCUAGCUAUCCUCAGCUCUAUGUGAAAGGUCAGCUCAUUGGAGGAUCUGAUAUAGUGCUUGAGAUGCAUAAGAGUGGAGCUUUAAGGAAAGUUCUUGCAGAAAAAGGCGUCAUCCAGGAAGAAAAACUUGAGGAUCGCUUAAAGAAUCUGAUCUCAUCAUCCCCCGUAAUGCUUUUCAUGAAGGGUAAACCUGAUGCGCCCAGCUGCGGGUUCAGUUCGAAGGUUGUUAAUGCUCUGCGAGAGGAAGGAAUCAGUUUCGCAUCAUUUGAUAUUCUAUCUGAUGAGGAAGUUAGGCAAGGAUUAAAAACAUAUUCGAACUGGCCUACUUUUCCUCAGCUGUACUACAAAGGAGAAUUGAUAGGUGGCUGUGAUAUUGUCAUGGAGCUGCGUAAAGCUGGGGAGCUCAAAUCUACUCUUUCUGAGUAAAGGUAUUUUGUUUUGUUGAAGAAAUGGUUCUUUGUUAUUGUUUUGGAACCCGAUGUUGUCGGGCUGUUAUCUGAUUGAAUCGAUGUGCUUUGACUAUUGAUGAACUUUUUUAUUUUACCAUGUGGGAGUUGUGAUUAUGGAAUAUUUAGUCUAUUUCUUAAUGUUUUUUUGUUCUUGCUUACAACUUGUGUUCGGU
Phalaenopsis equestris is the source of this 1804-nucleotide messenger RNA. Its product is annotated as monothiol glutaredoxin-S11. The transcript has 3 exons. The coding region runs from base 136 to 1608 and encodes 490 amino acids. Lineage: Eukaryota; Viridiplantae; Streptophyta; Magnoliopsida; Asparagales; Orchidaceae. The record is from RefSeq and is a predicted model, not a curated record.